Molecule: messenger RNA, 2772 nt
Organism: Penicillium salamii
Lineage: Eukaryota; Fungi; Ascomycota; Eurotiomycetes; Eurotiales; Aspergillaceae
Source: the annotation of a GenBank genome assembly
AUGGAGGAUGUCUCCUUGCCCGAGGGUCGUCCCGAGUCCCACUCAGGUACAUCAGGUACACCGCUCGGCUCACACGCAUCCGUGGACCAUUUACCGGUCAAUGUGAUCGAGGACAUCCUCUAUGCUGUUGAUGCGAACACAUUUGCUUCACUUUCUUUGUUGAACCAGAAAUGGAAGCGUAUAUCUGAUUCCGCGGCACUGUAUGCCCACCACUUGUCGCGAUGCCCAUCAUUCUCUUGGGCUCACGGUACUACACCGAUAACCACAGAGGCGGGAAGUCUACCUGUCCUCAAGCGUCUGUUUAUCAAGCAGGUUAGACAGAAUGCAUUUGAUGCGUUUCUGCGGCCCCGCCAAACCCUGGUGAGGUUGAUCUCAAGUUCUAUGAGUUCCUCAACCGCCUUCCCUCAAGGCGAAGUGUUUCGAUUUUCAUUCUCAGCAAAUGGCCAAAUGGUUCUAUGUAUAAGUUCUUCACGAAUUAUCGUACUAGAUGUGGCCGAUGACCCUGUCGCCGUCAAGCAUGAGCUGAAAACCCGCAGGAGACCGCUGGGUGCAACCAUCCGCGAUGAUGGAUCUCUUCUUGCUGUGUUGUCUUCCACGCAUCGGGUACAUCUUUACGAGCUUUCCGAUGAUGCAGCUAGACAUGUCCAAGUCAUCGCGCUGAACGAUGCCCCAAGAGAUAUUGCAUUCUCCCCUACGGGAAGUGUGCUGGCCCUGUCUUUUGAUGAUAGUAUAGAGGUAUAUGCCGUGGGUGAAGAAGCCUUGUCGACUGAUCGUCGGGCAGUGCGUUGUCCGCGUGCCGAUACACUUGCAUUCUCGCCCGACGGAUCGAUGCUUAUUGGAUCCUCAACCGAGCCCUCCAGUAGUGGAAUAAUCACCAUCACUGCUCCUUUUUAUACCGAGACUGGGACGGACGCUUCGCCUGAAGAACUUCACAUGCGAAUGUGGACAACGCAAAUCCUGUUCCCGGAGAUAAAACCUGGAUUUUCUCAUGCGUGUCUUCUUGCUGGCCACGAAGAAUCGGACUCUUCUUGGGUGAUGGGUUACGAUGACCAAUUAGCAUCAUUCAGAAUACUCAAGCUGAACGACGCCGAUGAUGGAAUUGUAUAUCUUGCUAGUCCAUUUUUCCCUGACGAGUCUCGAGAAAUGCGACCCAGCAUGAGACCUGCCAUGGACGAUUCGGGAGAGCUCGUCGCUUUAGGAUUCCAAGACUCGGAAUUGUGGAUAUAUGGGGUACCUGAGCGGUUGGACCUUACUCCCGUGAAAAGCCCAAUUUCGGGCGCUCAAAUCACGAUCACUGGUACUCAGAUUGGUGGCAGUCACCAUUGCGGAGACUGCCCACCUCGCGACAACCUAGCACAGCUUCAAAAAAUAAUCCAACAGCCCAAGAUUCUGAUUCGGGGACGUCGGGUGACUGGCAUGCAUGGAAUAACCUCCGCCCAUUGGGUACGGACGACAGACUCGGUUUCAGACAGCAGAAGGAUGCGCCGCCGGCUGGUAGCGGUAGCACCUGGGGGCGUACGUCCACAGGCAUUGGGCCAAGAGGAUAUACCGAUUGAUGGAGGCCGAAUCUUACUUCUUGAUUUUGAGCGGUCCACGAAGAAUGGCGAUACAAUGGAACUUGACAUCGAAGUUGGAGAAAUGGAACCCAAGAUACUCAUGGAACCAGACUCUUCCUUGGAUACAGAAGUUGAACUUGAGCGAAGACGUACCCGAUUGCAUCGUGGUGACACUGCCACCACAACCGCAAGCUUUGGUCACCGAUCAUCGGCAACCACUCAAGAGUCGCGCAUCCUGCCACUUCGUUUCCGCCGGAACAGCGUUGCAAGCCCAGCUUCACCAACCGAGACAUCUCAGGGUGGAUUACUGGAUUUGCCUUAUGACAAUACCCAACCUCGUUCUAGCGACGUGCUCCACCGAGCUGCCACUGCAGCUGCCUCGACCCGUGGAAGAUAUGACCCUCGGUACCGCAACACCCCCGAUCGUCGACAAAUUCCGCAUGAGAGCGAUGCCGAUAACUGGGUGCCACCACCUCCUCCAUAUCAACGUGAAACGGAUGUACCUUUGCCGGAUGACCUACGGAGGACACUUCUCCCAAGACCGUCUGUCAAUUCUCACUUCACCGAUGCUGUUCACCAGCCCGAACGAUCACAAACGACUCGGGUGGUGCGCCCGGCUUCAACCAUUCGUCAACGCCCCCAGUCAGUUAUCAUACAGAGACUAGGUACUCUCACCGGUCCCAGGCGUAGAGGAAGUUCCAUUGGCAGAGAGGUCCACUACUUUGGCCAAGAGCAAUAUGAGGCUGCCCCUCGCCCUCGAGAGCCUUCCAUUGAUAACAUCUCGCCUGGAGCACACGGGUCUGGUUCACGCCCUGUGACAGCAGCAUCAAUGACACAGCAUCAGGCAGCAAUACAGGCUCCGCCCACCUUGACGGUACAGCCAGCCGAACAAGUGUCGCCUGAAAGUACCAUGCCUCUCCCCUAUCUGAGAGCCUCUGCACUCGGUGAUGCACUGGGCGAUGCCUACUUCCCGUACUCGGUGUCCUCUCCAAACCUCCUCCACAUUCCCCAACCAUAUGGUGAUAUACAUGGCAUACGAGACGAUGACCAGGACAUACCCCAAAGGCAGCGGUCUUUUCACCGACGGGCCUCCACUGAGCCGACUAGCCUUCCACCGCCCGAGAAUGAAGAAUGGCGAAGGCGUAUUCAGGAUUGGAAUGACCAUACCAUCAAAGCACGAGGUCGCAAGCGAAGGGGGAAAUGCAUUCUCAUGUAG